AUGGACAAUGCAUAUGUAAUCAGAACGGUUAGAGCGGAAGGUCUUUGUUUGAUGCUUGUUCCCAAUUGCACUAGCCUAUCACAACCUCUUGGAACGGGGAUUUCAGACCUCGCCUACGCAUACGUUCAUCAUUUUGGGGCAGGUUCUAAGCAGCGAAAUAGAACCGCAAUGAUUUAA
Colletotrichum truncatum is the source of this 177-nucleotide messenger RNA. RefSeq lists its product as uncharacterized. The record is from RefSeq and is a predicted model, not a curated record. NCBI's taxonomy places the organism in Eukaryota, Fungi, Ascomycota, Sordariomycetes, Glomerellales, Glomerellaceae.